Colletotrichum lupini is the source of this 1518-nucleotide messenger RNA. Its product is annotated as F-box domain-containing protein. The coding region runs from base 1 to 1518 and encodes 505 amino acids. Gene Ontology annotation, molecular function: cis-regulatory region sequence-specific DNA binding; protein binding. The transcript is spliced from 2 exons. NCBI's taxonomy places the organism in Eukaryota, Fungi, Ascomycota, Sordariomycetes, Glomerellales, Glomerellaceae. The record is from RefSeq and is a predicted model, not a curated record. Gene Ontology annotation, cellular component: nucleus.
AUGGCGAACGAUACCUCAUUUGUGCCACACCAUGGCACUGUAUCCAAUGGCCGGACCAACAGCCAUGCUGACAACACCAGCCUCGACGACUAUGACUCAAAGGCCCUUGAAAAUGCAGUCACGUCGACUGAGUCAAUUCCAACUCAUCCUUUGGGAGUGAAACCGCUGGGCAACCAGUAUCUCUCGGACCGUCCGAACGCUCGGAAACACAUCGGAUAUCUGAAAAUUUUGCCCGAUGAGGCUCUUAUGCUCCUUUUGGAGUAUCUCGAUGAGGAUCGUCUUCGAAAGCUAGGCUACACUUCCAGGUUCCUCUACGCAUUCUGCCGAUCGGAUGAUUUGUGGAAGACGCUAUUCCUUCACUCAGGAAGAUUUGAGGGCAAAUGGCAAGGAUCUUGGAGGGCUACCCAGCUGAAACUCUCGUCUGAGCAACAAGCAGUCAUUGAUUGCAGUGAUGUCUUCUCCGACGUUCUACACAGACCCUUUGUCUGCAGCCAUGUAGAUUUGAAGCAGUUCACCUCAAGGAUACCAACUCGCAACACGAUUCAGCGCAUGGAAACCCUGACCUAUGAGGAGUUUUCUGAAAACUGGACCGAUACCCCUUUCGUUCUCACCAACUACAUCCAGAAGUGGCCCGUUUGCCACGGAUGGACUAUUGAUACCAUAUCGAAACGCUACCAAGAUGUAGAGUUCCGCGCAGAGGCUGUUGACUGGCCCUUUUCGACAUAUAACGAGUACAUGAACAACAACGAUGACGAGAGCCCUCUUUAUCUAUUCGACAAGAAAUUUGCCGAAAAGAUGAAGAUUACGAUUGGCCAAGAGGAGGGGGCAGCUUAUUGGAAGCCGGAGUGCUUUGGUCCGGAUUUAUUCGAGCUUCUGGGAAAGGAACGGCCUGCCCAUCGCUGGCUCAUCAUCGGGCCUGAACGGAGCGGAUCAACUUUUCAUAAGGACCCCAACGGGACAAGUGCAUGGAACGCGGUGAUCCAAGGUGCGAAAUAUUGGAUCAUGUUUCCACCCGCGGCUAUGGUCCCCGGAGUGAUUGUCUCGGAGGACAGCAGCGAGGUUACCAGCCCCUUGAGCAUCGCAGAAUGGCUUCUCGAGUUUCAUGCUGAAGCACGUCGGUCACCCGACUGCGUCGAGGGUAUCUGCCAAGAGGGGGAAAUUCUACACGUGCCUAGUGGAUGGUGGCAUUUAGUGGUCAAUUUGGAAAGCGGAAUUGCCUUGACCCAGAACUUCGUGCCGAAGAACCAGCUCUCCGAAGUCAUAUCAUUCUUAAGGGACAAGCCAGACCAGGUUUCUGGCUUCAAGCAAGAGGUAGCUGAUCCAUACGUAUUGUUCAUUGAGCGACUCCGCCAGGAACAGCCAGAUUUAUUAGAACAGGCCCUUCGGAUUCUGGAGAAGAAGAGCAUCCAGAAAAAGAGGAAGUGGGAGGAAGCAGUAGGCGGAAGCCAGGCAGAGGCCAACGGAGGUGGCUUCAGCUUCGGAUUUGGGGAUGACCUGGAUGAUGAAGAAAUCCCUUAA